AUGUUGCAGUCCUUCUUCCGACGACUGACCACUCGACCAGCCAUCAGCGACGACGAAGCAUCCGAUGCUGGCGGCACCGACGUUGUGGUUCCCAUUGUCAAGAAACAGGAUACCGACAUUGAAGACGACUUUGAAGAUGCGGAUCCUGCCCCAGUAACGGGCGAUAUCAAAAUGGAUGAAGACGAAAACGAUGAGAAGGACGGGGGAGAUGAAGACGAGGAACUGGACGAGGACGAGUUCAUCGUUGAGAAGAUUGUCGGUCACGUGUACGCCAAGGGCGAAUUAAAAUUCAAGGUCAAGUGGGAGGGAUACACUAAGGCCGAGGACCAGACGUGGGAGGACGAAGACAAUCUCAACGAGAAUGCUUCUGCCAUUCUUGAAGCAUAUUUCGAAGAACAUGGAGGACGAGAGAAGAUUAUCAGUGACUCGCAGGCUGGCACGAAGAAGAAGCGAGGCCGUCCUGCUGCCACCAGCACUCCUACGAAUGGCUCCAAGCGCUCCAAGCGCGACACACAUCCUGCAUCUGGCAGUCCACCGGCAAGCCACACAAAGGCAUGGACUCCUCCUGCAGGAUCUUGGGAGGACCAUGUGGCAUCUAUUGAUGCCUGCCACGAUGAACACACUGGAAAGUUGGUCGUGUAUCUGUCAUGGCGAAACGGACAGAAGACUCAGCACGAUACAAAGAUUGUAUACUCUCGGUGUCCCCAGAAGAUGUUGCAAUUCUACGAACAACACGUCAAGAUUAUCAAGUCCACAGGAGAAAUGAACUGA
Messenger RNA from Pestalotiopsis fici W106-1, 771 nucleotides. RefSeq lists its product as uncharacterized. Gene Ontology annotation, biological process: chromatin organization; negative regulation of transcription by RNA polymerase II. The record is from RefSeq and is a predicted model, not a curated record. Gene Ontology annotation, cellular component: pericentric heterochromatin; nucleus. The coding region runs from base 1 to 771 and encodes 256 amino acids. Gene Ontology annotation, molecular function: chromatin binding. Lineage: Eukaryota; Fungi; Ascomycota; Sordariomycetes; Amphisphaeriales; Sporocadaceae. The transcript is spliced from 5 exons.